GUAUGAUUUCUUUUUCAUGAUUAUUUCGGAUCUAAGAUAAAUUAUACUUUUGUUCCAUACAAGUGCACUUUCAGCCUCCAUACUCUGAGGGCCGCUAUUUGACUACAUUCGUGUUGAAUCGAGCUGAUAAACAGGCACAGUCACUCCCACAAUUCCAAACAGUGAAUUUUUUUUGGUGCCUCGGUUAGAUAUGGUUACACCAGCUUCUUCUUUCUCGUUUGAAAGUGUUUUACAAUAAACAAUUUAAAAUCCUAAUAAUGUUUAGAGUAUAACAAAGAAACAUUAAUAUGGUGGAUGUACGAUUACGGAUUUCUCGGCAUCGUCGGAUGACUCCAUCGCACCUGAAAUGGCAGACUGUGCUUUUUAUUUUCUGUGUUUACGGGAUGGAAUUAGUUUUUGGUCAAGCGCGAUAUUCAAUCCCAGAGGAAACACCAGAUGGAUCAUUUGUAGGCAACAUCGCCAACGAUUUGGGAAUAGAGAUAAGUAGACUUAUUUCUGGAAAAGCUCGGGUUGUAACAAAAGGCGGUCGGCAAUAUGUCGAACUGAGCAGAGACAAAGGCACCCUCGAGGUGAAGGAGAGGAUAGACCGAGAAGAGCUCUGCAAGCAAACAACGCCCUGCAGUUUCAGCUUCGAUCUGAUCAUGGAAAACCCCAUAGAAUUGCAUCGUGUAUUUGUGGAGGUUCAAGAUAUAAAUGACAACGCACCAAAAUUCCCAAAAGGUACCGCCAGUUUACAAAUUAGCGAAAACACAGAAAUAGGGACGCAAUUCCACUUGGACAGAGCUGUAGACUUAGAUGUGGGGAUGAAUGGAAUUAAAAACUAUUCUCUUAGCCCCACCGAUCAUUUCAAGUUGAAAAUAAACAAUGAGGCAGACGGCAAUAAACAUGUAGAAUUGAUUUUGCAGCGUGCACUGGACAGAGAAGAACGCGAUCAGAUAAAAUUAGUUCUCACUGCAUAUGAUGGAGGUUCACCCAAAAAAUCAGGCGCAAUGCAAAUUCAUAUUUCUGUAUUAGAUGCGAAUGAUAAUGCUCCGGUGUGUAAACAAUCAGUAUAUAAAGCCGAAGUUAAGGAAAAUUCUCAAGCUGGUACAAUUGUGACUGCAGUAAGCGCCUCUGAUGUUGAUCAGGGAUUAAAUGGGCAGGUCUCUUAUUCAUUCGCUCAGGCUACUGAAGAAGCCAGGAGUGUUUUUAAAAUAAACUCAGAAACAGGAACUAUUACAACCGUAAACAGCUUAGAUUAUGAAAUGGAAAAAAUGUAUCAACUAAAUAUAAAGGCAAUGGAUAAAGGCGGACUGAAAGAUACAUGUAAAGUUAUUAUAGAUGUGAUUGAUGAAAAUGAUAACUCUCCGUCCAUUCAGCUUAUGUCAUUUUCAAACGUCAUUGCGGAAAAUUCUCCAAUCGGUACAACCGUUGCUGUAAUUAAUGUGGAGGAUGCAGAUUCUGGGAUAAAUGGACUCGUGCACUGUAAAAUAAAUGAAAACAUUCCGUUUAAAAUAGAAUCGUCUCUUACUGAUUACUAUGCUUUAAUUACAGAUGAAACUCUUGAUCGAGAAAAUAUUGCUGAAUAUAAUAUCACCAUUUAUGUGUCCGAUCAAGGAAGUCCUGCACGUUACAGUAACAAAACCUUAAAUGUUAAGAUUUCUGAUGUAAAUGAUAAUCCACCCGUAUUCAGUUCUGAAGAGUAUAAAGCAAUAAUAAGUGAAAACAACUCUCCUGGUGUGGCUGUGCUGAAGGUUCAAGCGCGGGAUGAUGACUGGGGCCCAAAUGCUCGUUUGUCUUAUUUAUUAGAGGAUAAAAACAUACAUGGCAACCCAGUGAGUUCUUUAGUCUCAGUGAAUUCCGAGAGCGGAGUGAUAUCGGCAGCCAAGGUCUUUGAUUAUGAGCAAAUGAAAUCGUUCAGCUUCAAUGUGACAGCGCGAGACGGAGGGUCGCCUCCUUUAAGUUCUGACGUUACAGUGACUUUAAUCGUUCAAGAUCAGAAUGACAAUGCUCCUCAGGUUCUCUACCCAGUACAGACUGGUGGCGCUGUAGUGGCUGAGAUUGUGCCUCGUUCAGCAGAUGUUGGAUAUCUGGUCACUAAAGUGGUGGCUGUUGAUGUGGACUCUGGUCAGAAUGCCUGGCUCUCCUACAAACUCCAGAAAGCCACAGACAGAGCGCUGUUUGAAGUGGGAGCACAGAAUGGAGAGAUACGAACUGUGCGUCAGGUCACUGACAAAGAUGCUGUGAAACAAAAGCUCACUGUAAUUGUGCAGGAUAAUGGACAACCAUCUCGCUCAGCUGUAGUUAACAUCAAUGUAGCUGUAGCGGACAAUUUCCCUGAAGUGCUCUCAGAGUUCACAGACUUUACACACACCAAACAAUAUAAUGAUGACCUCACCUUUUAUUUAGUUUUAGCAUUAGCUGCGGUAUCUUUCCUCUUCAUCACAACUCUAUUAGUUAUAAUAUCAGUAAAGAUCUACAGAUGGAGACAAUCGCGAAUCUUUUAUCAGUCCAAUCUCCCAGUUAUUCCAUAUUAUCCACCUGGUUACGCAGACACAGGAGUCACUGGAACUCUGCCGCACAUGUAUAAUUAUGAUGCUUGUAUGACGACUGAUUCGAGGAAGACAGAUUACAAAUAUUCUACUAUCGGAGGACAAAGUGUUUUAAUGAUGGACCCGAGUUUUACAGAAACUAUGCAGCGCGCAAUGAGAGAAAGAGUAUUACAGCAAGACCCAGAGUCACCGGAAGCGGUAAGGAACUGA
Messenger RNA from Silurus meridionalis, 2741 nucleotides. Its product is annotated as protocadherin beta-16-like. Gene Ontology annotation, molecular function: calcium ion binding. Lineage: Eukaryota; Metazoa; Chordata; Actinopteri; Siluriformes; Siluridae. Gene Ontology annotation, cellular component: plasma membrane. The record is from RefSeq and is a predicted model, not a curated record. Gene Ontology annotation, biological process: homophilic cell-cell adhesion. The coding region runs from base 288 to 2741 and encodes 817 amino acids. The transcript has a single exon.